UGGCCAGAUUCUGCUAUGACCCUUGACCUCCUGGAACCUGUACAUCCCAGGUUGGCUUGGCCACUAACAGAUGGAGCAGGCAAGAACUCACUUGGGGUCCUCAGUACCCCAGAACCACUUCUUCGACUGCAGAGGACACAGAGGGUGUGGCAGGUCCCAGAGCUGGAUGCUCAGCAUGCCAAGGCCUUUUUGGAGCUGUGGCCACUGGGGAGCUUCCUGGUCAUAGGACAAGAUCCUAGCCAGGUCCUGAUGCUGAAGACAGGGCCUUCAUCAGGAGAUGUCAACACCUAUCCAAUUCACAAGUUUGCUGGAGGUGUGUCCCUGGAAUCCUCCAACCUCUGCAUGCCAGACUUUCCCCAUCUCCUGGCCUUCCUGUCAGCCAGCAGGGACGUUUUGCCAAGGACACUGCUCUUGCCCACUCCACCUAUAGGGCCAGGAGACAAGGACACAGAUCCUGUGCGACUUGGCUGCAUUCAGGUCAACACCUCAGGGAGGGUGCUGUCUGUAGUGAACCAGCUCUAUCUGGAGACGCAUGGAGGCUGGGGGACAGAGCAAGCUCCACAGCAAACAGAGCCAGAGACUGACCAGAAAUACAGUCCAGCCCCUAGGAAGCCCACCCCACAUCGGGUCUCCUGGGUGGAAGACCCACUGAAACCGGAAGUGCACCACACUGGACAGGAAGUGCAUCAUCCUGGACCAGACACUCACCACCUUGAAGUGGCAGUGUACCGUCCUGGAGCAGAAGUGUCCUUUCCUAGGCCUGCUCUAGUUAGUGUGGUGGAGGAGCAGGAGGAAGUGGGCAGUGACAAGUCCAGAGAUGAAGAGGAAGGCCGCGAGGACCUGCUCACUGACCACAUCCGUGCUCUGGCCAGGGCCCGGAGCAGCUAUGUAGCCCGGCAGUACCGAUGCCUUCGGGCACGCCUCACCUCAAACUCUGGAAAUCCCUACAGGCCCGGGGAUCCGGCCACGGAGCUGCUUCAGGAUGUGCGCCAGCUCCUCACUGAUCUCCAGAAUUACCUGGCAAAGGACCCCGACGUCAGAGCUGUCUUUGGGAACAGGGAACCUAGGGUCCCUCGGGACGAAGAUCUUGGCUCCGCUGUGGAAGUGGCCCUCUGUCGGGCAGUUCUGGAGCCCCUGAAGCCGGCCCUGUGGACCAAACUCCGAACUCUCAGAGCCCAGGAACUGCGGCUACUGCGCCGGCGCCAAAUAGUCUUGCGGGCGGGGGCAGGGCCCGAGGGACAGCACCCUGCCCCAGCCUUGCGGAGCCGGAUCCACGCGCGCCUCGCGCACCUGCACGCCGCGUGCGUCCCGCGCCGCAAGGUGGCGCUGCUGCUGGCGGUGUGCAGCGACGUCUACGCCGGCCUGGCCGGUGGCGAGAAUCAAGAGCCCCUAGGGGCCGACGCCUUUUUGCCGGCCCUGACCGAGGAGCUCAUCUGGAGUCCACACAUAGGGGAGACGCAGCUGGAUGUGGAGUUUCUUAUGGAGCUCUUGGAUCCAGAGGAGUUGCGGGGAGAAGCUGGCUAUUAUCUUACCACGUGGUUUGGGGCUCUUUAUCACAUUGCUCACCACCAGCCCGACUCUGGCCGUGCACCCCAGGGGCUCAGCUCAGAGGCCCGGGCCUCCCUGCGCCAGUGGCACCGAAGACGGACGCUGCACCAGCAAGCCCUGCCCACAGCCCAGGCCAACCUGCCCUUUGAGGAGCCAUGGGCAGUAGAGGACCAGUGAUGGAGUCCUCAAACCCCGCUCACUCCUCUGCU
Molecule: messenger RNA, 1757 nt
Organism: Peromyscus eremicus (cactus mouse)
Lineage: Eukaryota; Metazoa; Chordata; Mammalia; Rodentia; Cricetidae
Gene: Rinl
Product: Ras and Rab interactor like
Exons: 10
Coding region: 16-1725 (569 amino acids)
Biological process (GO): vesicle-mediated transport
Cellular component (GO): cytosol; endocytic vesicle
Molecular function (GO): guanyl-nucleotide exchange factor activity; small GTPase binding
Source: RefSeq, a predicted model, not a curated record